AUGAAUUUUGAUGCCGUGGCCCGCUCCAAUGUCAAGUUCUCAUGGCAAAAGAACCAUGAUCACGGUGAGGAAAAACUGCUUUCCAGCAAUCUUCGUCACCCUUCCCGUGACGCUCUGCGGAGUCUCCAUAACAUUGUCAGCCGAUUUGCACGGAUUGUCGGUCUGGAUAAGACCGAUAUCCCACUUGCAGUGUACAAAGGAUCCUUUGGUGAAAAGUUUUUCAUCCACAGCAAAGUCCUUGCUUCCACCCUUCGGACCUUGGCCAAGAAGCCUUACAACCUGACUGAUCGCGAUCUUCAGCGACAUUACAAAUAUACGUCCCACUCUCUUCGAGCUGGGACGGCAGUGAUCCUUCACGCUGCGGGUAUCCACGCUAUCCAGAUCAAAUUUCUCUUGCGCUGGCGCUCUAAUUCUUUUUUCCUUUACCUUCGCAAUGUCGCACACCUUUCGGAGCAACAAAACCGGGCAAUUAACCAACUUGCCUCGGCUACUCAGUCUGAAGUGACUGCAGCUUGUGCUGCUUCUCGACUCAUACCAAACAUUGUUUAG
Molecule: messenger RNA, 549 nt
Organism: Cylindrotheca closterium
Lineage: Eukaryota; Bacillariophyta; Bacillariophyceae; Bacillariales; Bacillariaceae
Source: the annotation of a GenBank genome assembly